Neoarius graeffei (lesser salmon catfish) is the source of this 3795-nucleotide messenger RNA. RefSeq names its product helicase (DNA) B (gene helb). The record is from RefSeq and is a predicted model, not a curated record. NCBI's taxonomy places the organism in Eukaryota, Metazoa, Chordata, Actinopteri, Siluriformes, Ariidae. The coding region runs from base 179 to 3238 and encodes 1019 amino acids. The transcript is spliced from 13 exons.
UUCUUGGGGGAAAUUUGAUCGGAUACCACGGUUUAACACACAAGCCAAAUAGACACGAUGGGAGUGGUAAUAUGGCGGCCAGGAAGUACUUUGGUCACGUGACCUGACGUGCGGGAACUUCGAACUGAGAAGGAAGCGGAUUCAUUUCCGGCGGAGUGUUUAAAGUAACAAUAACAACAUGCCGUUCGGGACAUGUGUGAGUUUGGUGGGUUAUAUUUUACCAUCAAAGACAGUCGAGGUGGAUGAAGACUCCGAAAGCGCUGAAGGAGAGGAAGAGCCAGUGCCCGAGUUUCUGGAUCUGAAGGAAAUGGAGUGUGUUUCUGCUGGAGGGUUCAUGUUUACUCCGUCUGUCCCUGCGGCGGCUGAAGUGGAUUUCAUGUUUCAUGGGAAGAAAGUACGCGUUAAGGGCCGAUUUCCUCUCAGGAACAUAUGGUGGGAGAUCUCCUGCAGUGCCAGGAAACAAGACCAUAAACUGGUGGUCGUCGGCUACCCUUCCUACAAACUCCGGACAGACCUGAAAAAUGACUGGUGCACAAUCAUCUCUCUCUUCCUGCAUGAGUGUGAUGUGGACGACUCUUUUACCACUAAAUUCAUGGAGUGGCUGCCAAAGGACAGAUAUGUGGACCUUGGAAAUGUAGAGGAAGCUGUGCACAAAUUUGGAGAGAUAAACCAAGAGACAAGGAAAGCAGCUGAUUAUGUCAAGAUUAAGAUUUCUAAAUCAGAUGUAGCUUUUCAUAUAAGAGCUGCCACCGUCUAUCCUUAUAUCAUGAAGUACCUGCCGACGUUGCUGCCGAGGCAGUUUUUAAAUCUGCUCAACAAAGGGAAAGAGGAGGAGGAGGAGGAGAAGAAGAAACAGCAGUCUCAAAGUGAUGAUGAAAACAUGGAGGCUUCUCCAGAGAAAUAUGAUACGAGUCCCUUGUUAGACAGACUGGAGGAGCUCAUCAAGACUGAAGUGUGGAAGUUUGGCUUUUGUGACAUCAUGAAUAAAGAGUUACAGUUAGUCAGAUGUGAGACUAAACUGAAUGACUUUCAGUCCUGUGAGUUAUUCAACAAAAUGACUCAUGAGCAGCAAAAUGCCCUGAAGAUGUACAAUGAACUUAAAGCAUACUGCUGGCGGUUUGGCCACACCUACAUUGACCGGAAGGUUCUGGAGAUGAAGAUGAAGAAGGUGCAUAAGGUGAUUCAGGAAGAAAGCACUUGGGAAGCCUUGGCCUUCCUCCGCAAGCAUGAAGUGCUGAAUGGAGAAAAGGAGAAGAUUGCCCUGAGGAACUUCUAUGAGUAUGAGAAGGAAAUUGCUGAAUGUCUCUGCCAGCUAAUGGAGGGGGAACCCUGGGAAAUUGAUCUGGAUGUCAGGAAGGUUCUCCAAUCAGAUAUGCAGUCAGAUGGGCCCAUGCAUGAAGAAUCUAAGGCCACCUCUAUGAAGUUAGACCCUGAGCAGGUGCGAGCAGCAGAGAUGAUGUGUGCCAAUGCUGUGACUGUGAUCAGUGGAAAGGGGGGCUGUGGUAAGACCACCGUGGUCAGUAGGAUCUUUAAAGCUGCCAUGGAGCAACAGAAGAAGAAUGGAGAGAAUUAUGACAGCACCUCAGAGGAGGGUGAGCAGAAAGAGAAUGACGACAAGCCAGUGGAGAUUCUUCUUACUGCUCCCACAGGUAGAGCUGCCUCACUACUGACCCAGAAAACCUGCUUCACAGCUUAUACCAUACAUCAGGUCCUGUGGAGUUACAGGCUUAGAAAAAAAAGCCAAAGUGGGAAACAAUUUCAAUGGAAGUUUGCCAAAGUCCGAGUGCUGGUGGUGGAUGAGGGCAGUCUUGUGUGUGUGCAGCUCCUUUCCUCCAUCCUGUCACUGCUCACCAAACAUGCACAACUACAAAAGUUCAUAAUUCUGGGAGACAUAAAGCAGCUGCCCAGCAUUGCACCAGGAAAUGUCCUCAACGACCUCUUUACCAGUCUAAAGAAGGUGAACUGGGCCAUUGAAAUGCUCACCAACCACCGUGCUGAAUCGGAGCUCAUUGUCAAAAAUGCUGGAUUAAUAGCAGACAUGGGUGUUAGUAAAAAGUUUCACCAACUAAACUAUGAUGCCACUGUGGAACUGGGUAAAACAUUCACACUGCCAUCGCCUGAAAUGAGCUUCAUUGAGAUCCGUCUUCCAGAAAAUGAGAAGGAUGAUGAUUUUCAGAACUCUAUAAAGCGUUUGCUGGCAGGCCCAGUGCCAGGGCUUAAGGAUGAUGCAUCUUCACAAUUUAUUGCCUUCAAGAGGAGCGAAUGUGAUCUGAUUAAUGAGCUUUGCUGCAAGCAUUACUCCAACCACAACACCAAGACUUAUAAGAACAAAAUGGACUUUCAGAUUGGCGAUAAAGUAUGUUGUACAAGGAAUGGCUAUGUGACCGACAAAGACAAAGAAGAUGAACCCAAAGACAAGGUGGAUGAUAUGGAUGGAACCAAAAGUAAAAAAGAACGAUUGUGCAAUGGGGAGAUUUUCUUUAUUACACAGGAUGUGACUUUUGAGGAAGACGGUGCACGGAAACGCAGUAAACGGAGGUACGUGACUCUAGAUAACAAGCAGGGCAAACAGCUGACUGUUGAAUACAGGGAGCUAAUGAAAGAGUGUAAACUGCGGCAUGCCUGGGCUCGAACCAUUCACACUUUUCAGGGCUCAGAGGAAAAGACUAUAGUCUAUGUUCUUGGCAGUAACAAAUUUCAAACUUGGAAACACGUUUAUACUGCAGUCACACGGGGUCGGACACGUGUGUAUGUCAUAGCAAAAAAGGAAUGGCUUGAGGAGGCCAUCCGAAGACCUGACAUCAAACGCAACACGCGACUAGAAGGCCGUGUGGUGGACUUACUCUCUGCUUUAGGAAUGGUAGAGAGAAAUUUUCUCAGUCAGUCUCAAUUCAGCUCACCAAGGCGAGGUUCUGGAUUUCAGACUUUUCAGUCUACUAAUAAGCCAUCAUCGAGCCCUGGUCCAUCCCAAGCUUACCCUGGAAUGAUGAAUUCGAAGGAUGUGACCUCUGAAAACCUGACUGACAUUGGUAGCAGGUUUGGCAGCCUCAUUUCUCCCAAGUCAGCAAGUCCAAGUCCAUGUAAGCGAGAGAGAAUCACAGACGACUGCACCAAAGCAUCCAAACAAAUCAAGUUGGAAACACCACAGGCCUGCUCCCAGCUCCAGUCACUGUCUCUUAACAGCGUCACUCCCAAACGACUUUUCUCAGAAGCUCCUCAGUCGGACCAGGACCAGUGAUUGCAUGAGCAAGAAAGGGCAGGAAGAGCCUGCCAAAAGACCUUAUUUGUUUAGACAUGCUGAAGGUCAGAGUGGGACUUUGUGUGCAUUGCAGCAUUGAAGGUGAUUCACCUUUUAACUAGAUAUAGAUCUGGGAGAGUACAGAAUGCCUUCUGUAUUUUUGUAGAGGUGUGUGUUACUUGCAUAUCAAAUAUCGCAAGUCAAACAGUAAUAUUUCAUAUUCAUAGUGAUUUCAGUGCAGAUUAAUGAUUCUCAAGAUAACAUUUCAAAUGUUUAACGUCUCUAUUUUAGUUCAGUUUUCAUAUCAUGCAUGCUGUAGUGAUUAUAGCAUGUCAUUGUUUAUGUUUCUGAUAGUUUGCAUACAAAUACUUGCUACUGCUUUACAGUCUAAAGUGAACAAAUCAUGGAAGAAGCUUGCAUAUAUAUGAACACAACCUAUAAUCGUGAAACUGCAUCAUUGUUGAUCUUUCAAUUUGGGAAACAACUUGACCUGCUUCUACCUGCUUCGAAUCAUUGCAUGUGUACAUCAAUGUUAAUGUACAUUGAAAUAAAAAUCC